AAUCAUCAGAGCCUCGGGAAGUGUAGUUUGACAUCAUAUAUUUGUUCGCCCAUUCUCUGUCUUUCUGAAGCUUUUAUGUUCAGGAGAAAAACAUAGCACAACUACAUUCUACCACUGUAAAUUGACCGAUCAAACCAACAAGAAGCAAAGCAGCCAACAAGAUGAGCGAAACAAUGCGUGCAGUAGAUAUCAAGAACGGCAAAGGCCCCAUCGACGCCCUUCACAUUACCGAUGUCUCCAAACCCAAGCUCGGUAAAUCGCAAGCGAUGGUUAAAGUCAAAGCCUUCGGCCUGAACCGCAUGGACCUUCUCCAGCGCGAAGGACACUACCCCGUCCCACCUGGCGCGUCAAAGAUCCUCGGCGUGGAGUUCUCGGGCACAAUCGCAGAGCUGAGCGAGGAAGGCGGCGGAAAGGAGAAUUUCAAAGUGGGAGACGAGGUCUUCGGAUUGGCAUAUGGCGGCGCAUACGCAGAAUACAUUGCAGUGAGCACGCACAUGCUGGUCCGGAAGCCACAGGGGUUGAGCUGGGAACAAUGUGCGGGAAUCCCAGAGACAUGGAUAACAGCCACACAAGCCAUGUACCUCGUCGGCAACUUCGCCGCCGGGAAAAGUAUCCUCUGGCACGCCGCCGCGUCCUCGGUCUCGAUCGCUGGUAUCCAACUCUCGCGCGCCGAUUCUGCAUCCGCCGUCUACGCAACCGCGCGUCAAGACGAGAAAUGCGCUUUCGCUGUCAAGGAACUCGGUGCGACUGCCGCCUUCAACACCACAAGCCAGAACUGGGUUGAAGAAGUCAUGAAAGCGACAGACAACAAGGGCGUAGACAUCAUUAUCGAUUUCAUCGGCGCAUCAUACUUCCAGCAGAACCUCCAGGCCGUAGCGAAAGACGGUAUCAUUGUCAACCUGGGGUUCAUGGGCGGGACGAAGGUCCCCGAGGGAACAGACAUUAGUGCCUUUGUAUUGAAGAGGUGUACGUUUGUGGGCAGCAGCUUGAGGAGUAGAGAUGAGGAGUACCAAGGGAAGCUGAGAGAUCAGUUGGUGGAGCAUGCGCUGCCAAGGAUCAAUGAUGGCAGAUUCAAACUUUUCGUGGAGAAGGUGUUGCCGUGGGAGCAGAUUCAGGAUGCGCAUCGGUUGUUGGAGGAGAACAAGACAAAGGGCAAGGUUAUUUGCACGAUAUCGUAGUGACCGUUUACGAGAAGUCGUUCCCUGACAAGUGUUUAGCGUAGUUUGCAACUAUUCAUAGCGAAUCCAUGGAUCACACUGUCA
Molecule: messenger RNA, 1262 nt
Organism: Dothidotthia symphoricarpi CBS 119687
Lineage: Eukaryota; Fungi; Ascomycota; Dothideomycetes; Pleosporales; Dothidotthiaceae
Product: putative quinone oxidoreductase
Exons: 3
Coding region: 162-1178 (338 amino acids)
Molecular function (GO): oxidoreductase activity
Source: RefSeq, a predicted model, not a curated record